Molecule: messenger RNA, 2027 nt
Organism: Emiliania huxleyi CCMP1516
Lineage: Eukaryota; Haptophyta; Isochrysidales; Noelaerhabdaceae
Exons: 4
Coding region: 79-1707 (542 amino acids)
Cellular component (GO): microtubule
Molecular function (GO): microtubule binding
Source: RefSeq, a predicted model, not a curated record
CUGGUCUUUUGAGGCCUCUGGUCUUUUGAGGCCUUCGUUUUCGAGGCCUUCGUUUCGAGGCCUUCGCCCCAGCGUCGGAUGGAGUACAAGACGGCGAAGGCGCUCGAAAAGCUCGACGCGCGCAGCACGCAACGGCAGGGCGCGCUCGAGCUCCGCGCAUGUCUCGAGGCCGGCUCCCUCAGCUCUCUCCUCAGCGCGCUCCUGAAGAACCUGAGGAGGGCGCCGGGAGUGGUUGCCUCGUGCGAGACCGUCUCCAUUUUGGCCGAGGCCUUUGAGACGUCGCCGUUGGAGUGUUUGCCGAACGCAGUCAAGAUUGUCACCGCCAUCGUUGCGCAGAUUGGACGCGGCGACGCUCGCCAGCGAGAGACUUGCGCCGCUGCGCUUGGCCGGAUAGCUGCAGCACUCUCGCAGUUCCCGCCGGUUGAGGGUGGGCCAGCUUUUGGCUCCGUCGCGAGCCUGCGGCUGGCGGUCCUCUUCUCGCCUCUUGUCACGGCCCUCUCCGCUCCAAACGCCGCAAUGCAGGAGGGGGCGGCCAUCGCCAUCGUAGCGGUCCUAGAGCGCGCUGCCGAUGCCGACGUGGAGGCGUUGCGCUACGAUCGUGUGGCCGCGGUGCGCUCGGCUGUCGGCGAGGCUCUCGCCGCCAUGCCCGCCGGGGUGGCACCAGACCGGGCGCCAUUACGCAAGCCUCGCGUUCCCCGCCCCGGGGCACUUCCGACGCGACGGCUGGCCGCCAGCCACGAGGGGAUCGACGUGGUCCUCUUCAAGCCGCCACCCGGCCAACUUUGGGAGCCGCCCGAGUUGCCAGAGGCGCAGGACACCACAGCGAAUGCGACCAAGGCUGAGGCGAAGAGCAGCUCGCCGCUGCUGAUCGACCCGACCACGCCACAUUUGCCGCCGGCGCCGCGGUUGGUUGUGGGCUCCGGGGAGGCGGAGCGGCGGCGGCUCGUGACGGACGGCUCGAUUGACAAGGAGAAUGCGCAGCUCGCAUCCUCGCACCUGCUCUCCCCCGCCUUGAAGCUGGAGGAGUGUGCGCAGCACGCUUUUGAGGACCUCGCGGCGCGGCGACUGUCGGCGCUGCCUGCGGAUCCGCCGGAGCGCUUUGAGGAGUCUGCCGCUGCUGUCCCUCCCGACUUCGGAGAGCCUGAGGAGGCGGAGGAGGAGGCGACGGAGGUAAAGGAGAACGUGUCACCGCUCGGCGCCGUUGCGGCGGCCAGCGGGGAGCUCACGGCGGAGCUGCGUCCGCGAGUGUUGCGCUUGCUGAGCGAGGACACCGAGGCUGCCAGCGCCGACGUCGCCGACGUCGAAGAGUCCUCCCUUUCCGGAGCCCCCGGCGGAGCUGCGUCCGGAGAGGGGCUGCCGUUCGACGGCGAAGCGGGUCGCCCUACCGAGGGCGCAGAGGCGGGAGACGACCUGGCGGAGGAGGUUCAGGCGGCGGUCGCACUUGCCCACCCCCAUUUGCAGCUUGCGCCCUCACGAGUCUGGGCUGAGGUCGACCAUCAGCCCGCGCCGCAGCUUGCGCCCUCGGAGGACUUUGAGGUCUUCCGCGACGGGCCGGCCUUGCACAAGACUAGCGAGCAGCUCGUGCUGGCGCUGCAGGAGCGGCUCGAUCGCGCGGUGUCCGAGAUUGACGCGUUGCGCGCGGCUCUGUUUGAGGAGCGCUCGUUGAGGCAGGCGCUGGAAAGGCGCCACCUUCUCCCUUCCGACUAGGGCGGCUGGCUCCUUACCGUGGGGCUAGGAGAGGGGCAAGCGUUCGUCACGUCUGCCUCUCGCGAGGUCAGGUCACCUCGACACUAUGAGUCUACGACAGGUCUCUCGUGUCGAGUGUGUGCAGUCUCGCGCGAUGGCGAUAUGGCACUACCACUCUCACUGCGAGGCGUCGUUGCAGCUUGCACGUCGUGGCGAGGGGGGAGAAAUUGCAUGAGAGAUGAGUCUCGUAGGGCCCUAGGGGGUUGUAGGGGGGUUGUGCGCGGAAGCUCUGCGAGCUCGGCGGGGGCGGCACACAAGACAUAUGUUCUACGCUUCUACCG